AUGGAUAGAGCGAUGGGCAAGGAAACGGCUAUCCGACCGGGCAAGAAGGUCACUGUGCACUUUCGGCGGAAGCACAAGUCGAAAGAGGACGAGCUACAGCGGAUUAUCCAGCUCGCGGCAGCUGCUGCAACGACAGUUGCUAGUACCGGUGGGCUUGUAGACCCAUACAUGGCAGAUCUUCCGGCAGAUGACAACACUCCUAUCCAGCAGCUUGCGGUCCAGGAGGGGCUCUGCUGUAGCGAGUGUUGGUAUCUCACAAUAAGCCAGCAGCUCAUGUCGCAGCACUGGAUUGCGAACCAAGAAGACAGCAGUGCCGAGGAUGGACGCCCACAGCACGAUGGCCUCAGUAGCUGGACCGAGGAGCACGACGUGGGGCUGGGACCGGAUCCCGGACCGCAGGCGGGGCGGGAGUCGUUGAUUCACGACGGCUGGGAGACCCACAUAGCCGCGUACGAGGCUAGAAUCACCGCCGAGGAUGUGGAGCGUUGCCGAACGAUCGAUCACAAGCCCGGCAUCGACUUCGAAUCGCCAUUAGGUCCCGUCUGCCAACUUCCACUUACACGUGCCAACCGGACCAUCCGAACUGCUUGGCUUCAUCUUCCUCUGCCGGCCCUGACGCUCCUUUUCCUCACGACAACCCGGUCCUCGCGAAUGCCUCUUGCGCCCAACAGCAGCGCCAACAUCGCCUCCAAGUGUGCCGACACACUGCUUUGCUGGCUGCGCACCCUCCCGCUGUGGGCCCUCGUCAUUGCCCUCGUCCUCCUCGGCGCCCUGCGUUCCCGGCUCGUCGCCUUGUUCACCAGCCGGCGCAGCGAGUCUCGUCGAGUACCCAGCACAGGCGGCGGCGGCAGCGGCGGCGCUACACGCAAGAUCAGCUAG
Molecule: messenger RNA, 879 nt
Organism: Microdochium trichocladiopsis
Lineage: Eukaryota; Fungi; Ascomycota; Sordariomycetes; Xylariales; Microdochiaceae
Exons: 4
Coding region: 1-879 (292 amino acids)
Source: RefSeq, a predicted model, not a curated record